CGGAAGCGGGGUUGGUGGCCCGGGCCGUCGCGGGCCAUGGAGGGUCGGGGCGGCGGAGCGCCGGGCGAGGAGCCGGCGGAGGAGGCCGAGUUCCAGGGCGGCGCCUGGAGCGGAGACAGCGGCAACGUGUCCCAGAGCCACAGCAGCGCCUCGGGGCCGUGGGAGGACGAGGGCCCGGAGCUGGGCGCGCCGGGCCGCGACCUGCCGCUGCUGCGCCGCGCCGCCGCGGGCUACGCCGCCUGCCUGCUGCCCGGAGCCGGGGCGCGGCCCGAGGUCGAGGCCCUGGACGCGAGCCUGGAGGACCUGCUCACCCGGGUGGACGAGUUUGUGGGCAUGCUGGACAUGCUGCGCGGCGACUCCUCCCACGUGGUCAGCGAGGGCGUGCCUCGCAUUUACGCGAAGGCCACCGAGAUGCGGCAGGUGUACAGCAAGAUCGACAGACUCGAGGCCUUCGUCAGGAUGAUCGGCGCCAGCGUGGCCAGGAUGGAGGAGCAGGUCGCCAAGGCGGAGGCCGAGCUGGGGACUUUCCCCAGUACGUUCAGGAAAUUCCUGCACACAAUUAGCGUGCCCUCCUUCUUCAACAAGGCUUCCUCCAGCAGGCCCCAGCAGACCGGCUACGAACCCCCCGUCCUGUUUCGGACCGAGGACCACUUUCCCUGCUGCAGCGAAAGACCUCAGAUCUGAGUCUGCUGGACGACACUGCGAGAGGACGCUGAGAUUACCUCAGUGUUAAUUAAAUCAAUUGAAAGUCCUGUUACUAGACCUACAUGAUAUUGGAGUAUGGAAUUUUAAAGGUUCUUUUUUGCACACUGUAUUUCUCACUACCUUCAUUGUUUCACGUAGGAUGUGUGAUUUUCUAUGUCUUCCAAA
Molecule: messenger RNA, 870 nt
Organism: Diceros bicornis minor
Lineage: Eukaryota; Metazoa; Chordata; Mammalia; Perissodactyla; Rhinocerotidae
Gene: BLOC1S4
Product: biogenesis of lysosomal organelles complex 1 subunit 4
Exons: 1
Coding region: 37-684 (215 amino acids)
Cellular component (GO): BLOC-1 complex
Source: RefSeq, a predicted model, not a curated record